This is a messenger RNA of Dentiscutata erythropus, 173 nucleotides long. Lineage: Eukaryota; Fungi; Glomeromycota; Glomeromycetes; Diversisporales; Gigasporaceae. The record is from the annotation of a GenBank genome assembly.
GCACCGUAGAAAAAAAAACGCAUAAAAAAUCCUUUGAUAUAAUGGAAGAACCAUUGCCAAAUGCAUGGAAUGUUGAAAAUAAAUCACCGUUUUUGAGCAUAGACUCGGAUAGACUUGGCGUGAAAUACAUAGGUAAGGCACAAUUAUUUAUUUUUGAUGAUUUAAGCAAUUAA